UUUUGAUUACCGAUUUUGAGGGUUCUCUCUUGGCUCGUACUUCUGCUGUGUAGCCCCUUUUGGGUACGAGCUUACUGCUUGACACUGACUGGUGCUGUCGAGGGAGAGAAGGGUUCUGGAAGGGAAGGAGGAAGCUGGUGACCUCCUACCACAUCCACGGCUACAAAGCAGCAGUAUGGAGCUGUCGGUGCCUGACAAACUCCAAACGUUAAAAGACUAUCGUCUGACGAUCGAGUAUAAGCACUUGAAGCAGAAUGCGCCAGGCGGAGUGUUCGUUAUCCCGAGCGUCAACCACCUCCGCGUCUGGUACGGAGUGAUUUUCGUGCGCCGAGGUCACUAUGCCAAUGGGGUCUUCAAGUUCAGGGUGGAGUUACCUCCGGAUUACAAUGAUGCCGGCACGUGGCCAAUCAUUCGCUUCACGAGCACGGUGUUCAACCCGAUGGUGUCACCGAUAACUGGAGAGCUAGACCUCAGGUCUGUGUUUCCAGAGUGGUUACCCGGGAAACACUACAUGGUGACGGCCCUCACGUACCUGAAGAAGGUUUUUUACAUGAAGGACUUCUCCUUCCCUCGACCAGCCAACCCAGAGGCACAAUCACUGUUCCAGGACGACAAGCGGGGAUUCCUCGAAAGAGUCGAAGCGUGCGUGCGCGAGAGUCAGGAGACUGUGUACGAGAACGAGGAAGGGUCCAGCUUGCGCUUCACGGAGCCCAAACCCGCACAUGACAAGCUCCGGGAAAAGAUUUUGGGUACAGAUCAGGCAGGGACGUCGUCCCUGUCGCCUACAGGAACACGAGAGCUGAAAGUCAGCACGGCAGCAACAACUGGUGCUGGAGAAAGGUCAACCGAGGUUGACAGAGCGCAAGAACAUUCUAGUCGAUGACGUGGGUCGAUCUAGUACGCUGCAACGGGGAACUGCGAUGGCGACCGUAGUAGAAAGUGUCCGAGAGGAUCCGAUUCCCAGGGUAUCCGUCGAUUGACUUUUCCCAGAAUCGGUACACCUUGUCACAAGCGGGUAUCGUAGCGUCUUGGGCUGUUAAUAGUUAGACAGACACGUUGUUUGUUGAUCAUGUGGCCGCCACCUGCACGUGCGGUGUUCGUGUAUGGCUGUUUGUAGAGUGGUGGUAUUCCAUCACGUUUUUAGCCUCAAAGCGAGGUUGUUAACUUCCAUGUCUGCAGCAAUAACAGCAAGUAGGUUUGUCCUUUGUUACAAUCAGAUUGCGUGUCUGUGUUUUCUACUACUGCCGUAGAUCACUGCUGCUUGAAGACCGGCUUGAAGAACGAUUAGUUCUGACCACUUUCGAAAUCACGGUCGACCAGGGAUUGGAACGGAACCCCAUUUCGUUGCGAAAAAAAUGUGUGAAUUCAUCUCUGUCCGUGGUGUGGCCCCACCUGAAAUUACUUCGUACACGUAAGC
Molecule: messenger RNA, 1417 nt
Organism: Ectocarpus sp. CCAP 1310/34
Lineage: Eukaryota; Phaeophyceae; Ectocarpales; Ectocarpaceae
Source: the annotation of a GenBank genome assembly